Messenger RNA from Effrenium voratum, 392 nucleotides. The record is from the annotation of a GenBank genome assembly. Lineage: Eukaryota; Dinophyceae; Suessiales; Symbiodiniaceae.
AUGGAAAGCAACAUCGCGAUCCUCUCAUGCACACCCAAUCAUAUAGCGACAUCCAGAUGGUCUUCGUGCUCCCUUUCGAGUUGACGGCCCUCAGGGGCCAAUCCAGGACCAAGAAGCUCUUUCCGGGUUCUACUCCGCCUGAAUCAACGCGUUGAUGGCUUUGGCGACAUUGACAGUCGCUCCGCCCAAAGUGGUACCCCCUUCGAAUGAAGUGUAGGUAUCGUGUCCAGCAGUUGGGUUGAUAAUUACCCAUCUGUCGUCGUCACCGCCAGAGUUCAUUCGGAAAAUGGAGUCGAUACUCAAUCUCCCGGUAGAGAUCGUUCAGCUCCCUUUUGUCUGGACGGAAAUAAGCUGUAUACGACUGAUCUUUGGAGUCCUUCUCACCGAGCAAU